Messenger RNA from Heteronotia binoei (common prickly gecko), 297 nucleotides. Lineage: Eukaryota; Metazoa; Chordata; Lepidosauria; Squamata; Gekkonidae. The record is from the annotation of a RefSeq genome assembly.
AUGACAAUCACCCAUUUUACCCCAAUCAUAACAUUCACACUAUGCACAGCGGGCUUGGCCCUAUCCCGAAAACAUUUAGUCUCCUCUCUAUUAUGUAUCGAAGGCAUAAUACUCGCCCUAUUCACCUCCUUAGCUACCAUUUCCCAAACACUCAACCACACAACCAUUACAACCCAACCUAUUAUCUUACUUGCCUUCGCAGCUUGCGGGGCAAGCACCGGAUUAGCCCUGCUUGUAGCCACAACACGAACCCAUGCCUCAGACCAUCUUAAAGCCCUUAACUUACUAAAAUGCUAA